AUGGGUUUCAUCUCUUGCAUCUCACUUCCGACCAUCUGUUCGAGAAUUCCAUCGACCCUUUUCUCAAAGGAAUCGACUUUAGCAUCUUUGUAUUCAAAAAAGUUUGCUUUAAGACGCGUGGAUAAACCCAGUUCCUUGUUGUCACUAUCAACAACGUCUUCGAUGAUGGCUACUCCUAUUCAAGCCUCUUCUUCCUCCUCCACCAUUGGUGAGACCAGUGAUGGCUUGAAGGUCCAGUCUCAUGUAUCAAUUGGGGCAAACGAUUUGCUGAUUGUUGGACCAGGUGUUCUUGGACGGUUAGUUGCAGAAAAAUGGAGAGAGGAACAUCCAGAUUGUCAAAUUAUUGGGCAGACAGUAACACCAAACCAUCAUGAUGAGUUGGAGAAGUUGGGUAUCAAACCAUGUCUUAAAGGAACUGAAUUUGAUGGCAAGUUCUCCUAUGUCAUCUUUUGUGCUCCUCCAUCACAAAGUCCAGAUUACGCCGCUGAACUCAGGACGGCAGCAUCAAAGUGGAAUGGUGAAGGAUCAUUCUUAUUCACAUCUAGUUCUGCACCUUUUGAUUGCUUUGAUAAUGGAGAAUGCAACGAGGAUUCUCCACAAGUGCCACUAGGAAAGAGCCCAAGAACCGAUGUGCUUUUGAAAGCUGAACAAGUAGUGCUGGAAAGUGGAGGGACUGUCCUCAGACUUGCAGGGCUUUACAUAUCCUUUUUGAGCUCAACGAGCUAA
Molecule: messenger RNA, 726 nt
Organism: Eruca vesicaria subsp. sativa (arugula)
Lineage: Eukaryota; Viridiplantae; Streptophyta; Magnoliopsida; Brassicales; Brassicaceae
Source: the annotation of a GenBank genome assembly